GGGGUGACUGUUCUCAGUGAGAAUGAGGAAGGCAAGCACAGUAUCCAAGGCCAGCCCACUGUCUUCUACAUGCCACACUGUGGUACAGCUCUGUACAACAAUCUGCUGUGGAGCAACUGGUCCAUAGAUGCACUUUCCAGGAUAGUCAUCAUUGGCAACAGUUUCCAAGGCCUCGAGGAAAGGUUGUUGGCGAGGAUUCUGCAGAAAAAUUAUGCCUACAUUGAGAAGAUUCUGAAAAGCCUGGAGGAGCUCCCACUGCCUCAGACUCCGCAGUACAUGGACACUUUUAAUGACAUCUCUGUCCACUGGUUCCCUCUCCUGAAGCUGGAGAGACUGCCCAGAGACCUGUGGGCAUCUCAGGAAGAGCCUGAUUACCAGGACUGUGAGGACCUGGAGAUCAUCAGGAAACAGACAGACUGAGCUCAGCUGGUAUUGCGGGCAGUACCUGCAGCCUGGGCCAGGAGCCUGGUGCAGACCAUGCCAUCUCCUGUGCCAGGCCAGGAAUACAACCCAGGAUGGUGAGAUCACAUCACAUCACAUCCUGCCCUGGUGGCCUUGGUCUCCCAAAUAGAGCCAUUAUUUGUGAA
Messenger RNA from Onychomys torridus (southern grasshopper mouse), 587 nucleotides. RefSeq names its product SRR1-like protein. Gene Ontology annotation, biological process: microtubule-based process. The annotation marks the transcript as partial. NCBI's taxonomy places the organism in Eukaryota, Metazoa, Chordata, Mammalia, Rodentia, Cricetidae. The transcript has 4 exons. Gene Ontology annotation, cellular component: cytoplasm; nucleus. The record is from RefSeq and is a predicted model, not a curated record.